AUGCCGGUGGUGCUGCAAGCUGUCGUGGUGCUGCUACAUGCGGGGGAGUGUGUUGCCGCAAUGGGCGUCUUCAUUGACGAUGCCCAUGGUGAUCGCAUAUCAUGCCGGAGCAAUGCCAGUGGAAAAGACGAAAAAGGUGCAAUCUUGUUCACUAUACAUGAUCUGGCGCAUGGCUUCAUGACAUUGUUGCGAGAAACUUUAAGCUACCUUCUAGCCACCAAUCCUCGUGGGAAACUUGAUCAGGAGCAUGAUGACUAUCUAAGGGCUCUGCGUUGUGUCCGUUGUACCAAAGUGCAGUUUAAAGAUGAGUCAUUUUCACGUAAGAAGUGCCUACGUGUCCUGGAACUAAAGGAGAGCUCUGUGCAGAAGCUACCGGACUCCAUCUGUCAACUGAGGCACCUGGGGUAUCUUAAGAUAUCAGAAUUCACUGGGUUGGUUACUCUGCCAGAGUCAUUUGGGCAUCUGAAAAAUCUGUUCCAUAUUGACUUAUCAGGCUGCUCAAGGCUUGUAGCUCUUCCGGAAUCAUUUGGAGAUCUCAUAAACUUGACCCAUGUCAAGCUAUCACGAUGCCAUGGACUGGCAAAGUUUCCAGAACCACUCCAGAAACUCGGCAAACUGGUACACUUGGAUUUAUCGUUCUGGUCUUGUUUUGAAGCGAUCGGGAAAGGCCUUGGUGGCCUCACCACUCUAGAACAUUUGAACUUGUCAAACCCUUGCUGUCAUCUUGCUCGGCACCGGUCUCAUCUCAAAGGUCUAAAAGAUGGUUUGUGCAAGCUCACAAAACUCCGGUAUCUGAACCUGUCAAUGUGUCUGAAUCCUAUGUUUUACCACUACCAGUCACAAGAGGACAGUCCCCAAUACAUUGGAGAGUGUGUCAGCGGUCUUUCCAGCCUAGAGCAUCUGGACCUGUCUCAUAACACAUUUCUUUUUGAUCUGCCUGCGAGUCUAGGUGAGCUCAACAAGCUAAAAACACUGAAUCUCUCAGGCUGCAUCAGACUCAAGAUGGUUGGUGAAAUGAAGUCUCUCACAUUUACAAAUCUGAGGAUGUGCCGUGGCCUAGAGAGUUGCCAGUUUGUGGUUCGCAUCAUCGAUGAUGAUGAUGUGUAUAGCAGCAGCAACAUUGUUCAGCUGGAGGUGGUAAAUUGCCAAGAGCUCCAGAUAAGCUGCCUAGAAAAGGUCAAGUCUAAAGAGGAAGCAAAUGGAAUCAAAUUGGUGGAGAAACAGAAGCUUCAAAAGUUAAAGCUUUCUUGGACUUUGGACAAUGUCGGGCGAGUGAAGGACAGUGCUUUGUUGGGGGAAUUAGUGCCACCACCUAAUCUGCAGUGCCUUGAGGUUAAUGGUUACACCGGAACAUGCCUCUCGGAGUACUUGGGUGAGCUCACCUCUCUCCGGGAGCUGAAGAUCGUCCGCUGCAAGCACCUCAACUCGUUGCCGGAUACAAUGCAGAAACUCACCAGCCUCAAGGAUCUGUGUAUUUUUGACUGUCCGGAAUUGGAGAAGUGGUGUCAGGUUGAGGAGAACAAGAAAGUGCUGGCCCACAUCCCCAACAAAAAUUAUGAGGAACCUGCUAGCACUAGCAGGCAGGAGAUUGAGGAGGAUGAUAAAUCAGGUGAAGAGGUGGAGGCGGCGUAGGAAUACGCGAAAGCGAGGAAUUGUGUUUGGAUGAGGAAAUUUAGUUACAAAAUGGAAUGCCAUUUUAUUACCAACUAUUCUUGCAACAUAUGUUGGCCUGCAGACUCUUUCAGGCAGCAAAACAUGAUGAUUUGAUUUCAGACAACUUACUUUUCGCAAUCCUGUACAAUUUGAUCUUUUAAUCCGAGCUCUUGAGAUUACAUUAUAUGCUGUGUAA
Triticum dicoccoides is the source of this 1849-nucleotide messenger RNA. Its product is annotated as disease resistance protein RPV1-like. Gene Ontology annotation, molecular function: protein binding. The record is from RefSeq and is a predicted model, not a curated record. The coding region runs from base 1 to 1632 and encodes 543 amino acids. Lineage: Eukaryota; Viridiplantae; Streptophyta; Magnoliopsida; Poales; Poaceae. The transcript has 3 exons.